AUGAAGGCGGCCUCAACAGAAUCCAGUCGCGACGCAUCCAAGCCGUCUACCCAGGUUCUUUCUCUUGUAUCCUCGUUCCUCGCUGAAAAUGGAUUUCACUCGGCUGUCAAGGCCUUUCAGAAAGACCUCAAACGAAUGAAGCAGUCGGUGGAAGUCGUUAGCGUCGCGGAUUCACAAGAUGGUGUUAAUCUACAAGAGAUUGUUGAUAACUGGAACAAGCAAGAGGCGCUACAAUCUACACAGCACUCUUCAGAUAGCACCACCUCGGAUUCGAGCGAGGACGCGAUGUCAGGGUCAGACUCAGAGUCUGGCAGUGCAAGUAGCAGUGAAGAGAGCGAUGCGGUCAAGAGCAGCGGGGACACAUCCACUUCAGAGUCCGAGUCCGACUCAGGGACAGAUGAAGACGUGUUGAAGACAAAGCCAGCGUCUAAAUCGAAGAGAGCCAAGCCCAGCAAGAGAGAUUCGUCCCCGUCAAGCUCUUCAUCGGUGUCCUCCGAUAGCGAUGCCGACGAUGAGCGAGAGAUUGGCGCCAAAGCAAAAGCCAAGGCCCCACGGAAGAAGUCUUCAAAUACCUCGAACGAUGGCGAAAAAGCCCCGACCCUCAAGCGGAAGGCACGAUCCAGCUCGCCAGAAUCGCCUUCUUCGGAUUCGGAUUCGGAUUCGGAUGAUCGGCCGUCAAAGCGAGCCAAGAUUGAGGCCAACGAGGACGAGGACGAGAGUUCCUCAAGCAAUGUAUCCUCCUCGAGCUCCGAGGAAGACUCGGGUGAUGCCAAAGACUCAUCCAGCGGGGAAGACGAAGUGGAGAGCGGAGCAAUGAGCACAGAUGUAUCCAAGGGACAUGUAAAGCUCGAUAAUGCCGCCGACGGUCUAUCUGAUUCAUCAUCGGGAACAGUCACAGGAGAUGUUGUUGAGCCAAACGAGUCAUCUGCCAGACAAGCCGACGCAACGAUAAACAGAGGGAAAAAGCAGGCGGUAGCGACCAAGAAGGCGCAUGAAGGCGCGAGGCCAACUCCGCUGGCACAACUGUCAGCCCAGGCAACGGCAGAUUCUCAUAUCAGCAAUGCCUACCGAAGCUAUGACUAUGCCGAACGAGCAUACAAAGACUUGUCUGUCACACGGGGCAAAGGGUUCACCAAAGAGAAGAACAAGAAGAAGCGGGGCAGCUAUCGUGGAGGAGCCAUUGACAUAAGUGGUGGAAAGGGGUUCAAAUUCGACGACUAA
This is a messenger RNA of Fonsecaea monophora, 1221 nucleotides long. RefSeq lists its product as hypothetical. Lineage: Eukaryota; Fungi; Ascomycota; Eurotiomycetes; Chaetothyriales; Herpotrichiellaceae. The transcript has a single exon. Gene Ontology annotation, molecular function: protein binding. The record is from RefSeq and is a predicted model, not a curated record. The coding region runs from base 1 to 1221 and encodes 406 amino acids.